Cryphonectria parasitica EP155 is the source of this 708-nucleotide messenger RNA. RefSeq lists its product as uncharacterized. The coding region runs from base 1 to 708 and encodes 235 amino acids. Lineage: Eukaryota; Fungi; Ascomycota; Sordariomycetes; Diaporthales; Cryphonectriaceae. The record is from RefSeq and is a predicted model, not a curated record. The transcript has a single exon.
AUGUCAGAAAAUCAAGACGAGAGCCAGGCCAACGAUGUGGUGGUUCCCAUUUACUGCCUCACAACCCUGACCCAAGCAGAACAAGACAGCCUCCUCGCCGCUCUCGAAAACGAACGCAGCGAUGACAACGCCGAGCCCCUCGACUUCGUCAAGCCCAAGCUCGUCCCGUGGACAGAAGAAAAAGACGGUGAUAUCGGCGACCUGUAUCGUCUAUACAGAAAAUUGAUUCAGGACGCGGACGAGAAGUCACGGAUAUACGAGUUCUUCUUCUUCGUCGACCGGGCGUGUCUCGGCACCGCCAAAGAAGGGGAGACCAAGACAAACAAGACGCAGAUCAUCCUCGCCCAACCAGACGCCUACACCCUCCAGUACUCCCCGGCCACAGUCACCGAGAUGCAGACCCUCCUCCGCACGCACGGCUCCGGCGUGUUGCCUGAGUGGGACGAAGGGCUCGCGGAGGAGUUGGACCGCGAGAUGCUGCUGCGGGCGCUGACGUACGGGCGGCUUCCGGUGGGGAUGUGGCGGGAUGCCUGGGCGAAUCUGGAUAUUGCGAAUAUGGAUAUGGGGGAGAUGGUGGAGGGGUUUGGUGGGGAUGGGGAGGAGAAGGGGGUCAUUGAGCGGGUGGACGAUCCGGCUUGGGAUGGGGAGGCGUUUGUUAGGAGGGUUGAGGAGGUGUAUAGGAAGAGGGAGGAGGAGAAUAAGGCGUAG